Messenger RNA from Sphaerulina musiva SO2202, 1988 nucleotides. RefSeq lists its product as uncharacterized. The coding region runs from base 697 to 1581 and encodes 294 amino acids. The transcript has a single exon. Lineage: Eukaryota; Fungi; Ascomycota; Dothideomycetes; Mycosphaerellales; Mycosphaerellaceae. The record is from RefSeq and is a predicted model, not a curated record.
GUCCUUGUUCCCUGAAUCUCCCUGAUCUCGCAGACUUCUACGCUGCUGUUGGCAUCGGAUCUGACAGCAGUCUGUCCCCGUGUCAUCGCGCUCAGCAUCGGGGGGGACCAUCUCCCUUUCUCUUUCCCCUUCCCCUUCCCCUUGUCCUUCCCUCUCCCUCUGCUUCUCCCUGUGCUUCUCCCUUUGCUUCUCCCUCUCCCAACCCUCUCCCUCUCCCUUUCCACUUCCAUUCGCACUUGCACUCUCCCCCACUUUCAUCCCUCCCCGGUCCCGCCUUCCCGCUUCCUCCGACGCACUUGCCCUCCCCACCGAGCCGAGCGUGUCAGUGUCACCCGAGCAGUGGUGCGGCAGGCGGGCAGGCAAGCGCACACUCCAGACGCCAACGGCUGCACGGCCAUUUCCACCCUGUCAUCACACUGCCAGAGCCUAUCGUGCUACAUCGCCCUCACCACCACCACCACCACACCACCACCACCACCACCACCACCACAACCACAACAACCACCACCACCACCGCUCACAUCCACCCUGCCUACCGCCUCUCUUCCUUCGCCCACUGACACUGCAUACGUCCUCCUCAACCACCACCACCACCACCACCAACGAGACCGCACCGUCACCGUCAGUCACCGUCACUGCCGUCACUGCCGUCACCACCACCACCACCACCACCACCACCCCGUCUCUCGCACAGCCAUGAAGCGCCAAACGCCGGUUGCCCACCUGCUCUACUCCUACCUGUUUCCUCAACCACACCCAAGCGACCCGCCUUCCUUCUCGGCACAUCUGGCUAGGAAUCUGGUGCCCGAAGUACGCAUUGAAGUCGCCACCUUCUACGGUGACCUCAAUUCGACCGAAGCCCGCUAUCCAGGACUCAACUACUGCCAUCGUCCUCACCGCAUGCGCUUGGGGCGCUUCAAACAUCACAAGCGCUUGUUCGAGGCCUUUGACCACCUCGGCCUGACUUACGGAGAGAUUCAGGACUUCUGCUGCUGGGAAGGCACCAAGUGGGCGAGGGAGCGCUACGAGAAGGAUGAAGGCGUCAAAGUGGUAGACACUACGGGGGACGAGAUUGGUCCAUUUGUGGACCGCAGAGACAUCAGAGCUGCCGAAGACGCGAGAAGAAAUAGCAUCACGAGGAAGACCGACAUCUCCAUUGUCGUGGAAGACGCGGAGACGAGUCGAAAUCGACAGCCUACCAUUGACGAAGACGACGAGGACAUGGAUGAUGUGGACUCCGAGACGGAUAGGGAAGAGUCUGCCGAUGUCGAGGCGGAUACGGAGCAGGAAACAGCUUCAGAAGAGACAGCCCUCGAGCAGCACGUAGGUGAUUUGCAGCGCCGUCGUCAACGGGCCAGAGAACGAACCUACAGCCAACGAAUCAUUGCCGCCUGGGAGCAAGGACAGACCCUGCCACCAGAUCUCGAACAAUACCUCAAGGAGCAGUCGGAGCGCGGCAACCACUUUGAGCUCAACCGGCUGAUGGCUCAGCGUCGGGCAUCACGCACCUACUCAGUGCCUGAUAAUGGUGCGCUGGUGGCGAACGUGGCCAACCAACAAGCAUCUCAAGCGGCGGCGUGAACAGCCGCCGCUCAAUUAUCGACCACGCCAGAGAGAAUGGGUAUGACUGUCACCGCACCAAUAACACGCUACCGUUUACCGUUACGAGCGUACCCACUAUCGGCAACUCCAACGACCACUAAUACAUAUGGAACAAAAGGCGUUUUUCAUGGAAUGGGGAUCAGUGAAGCAGGAAUUUUUUGCACAGUGAGCUCGCGGCGAGUUUAGCAUGGCGUUGUGGCAUUUGGCGAAAUUCGGAACUGAUCGCGAUCAGCUCGAUCAGUUCUGGGCGUUUCCAAAUUUGUUCUGCUUUUUAUUUCGCGUGCGUGCAUAGUGGCAUAUCAUCUGAGCAACCUUUGUGGCAUGGUCGACAAUGCCCGGUUUUGCCGCAGAUGAAGUGCCGACUCCAAGUAGACUUUUACUUUUUU